This is a messenger RNA of Dufourea novaeangliae, 10970 nucleotides long. Its product is annotated as fat-like cadherin-related tumor suppressor homolog. Gene Ontology annotation, biological process: homophilic cell-cell adhesion. NCBI's taxonomy places the organism in Eukaryota, Metazoa, Arthropoda, Insecta, Hymenoptera, Halictidae. Gene Ontology annotation, cellular component: plasma membrane. Bases 1 to 10935 code for a protein of 3644 amino acids. The record is from RefSeq and is a predicted model, not a curated record. The transcript is spliced from 22 exons. Gene Ontology annotation, molecular function: calcium ion binding.
AUGGUUUCUCGUUACGUUUCUGUUGCAGGCAACAUCAGAACCAAAGCUGUGCUCGAUGUCGAGUCGAAGAGAGGAUACUGGCUGACCAUAUUCGCGCAGGACCAUGGCGUGGUGCAACUCAGCUCUAGCCUACAGGUGUACGUGGAGGUGUUGGACGAGAACGACAACACCCCGCUGACCGAGGUUCCGGUCUACUAUCCGUCCGUGCCGGAAAACUCGCCGGCAGGUGUGAGCGUUCUCCAGAUACGGGCGUUCGAUCGCGACGUAUCGCCCCAACAAUUCACAUUUUCCAUCACCAGCGGCAAUCCGGAGGGUUAUUUUCUCAUCAACUCCACCACAGGUUUGAUCACGACCAGCGGCAGGAAACUGGAUCGAGAGAAUCAGGCCGAGCACGUUCUGGAGGUGACGGUAAGAGACGACGGAAGGCCAUCCCUGUCUUCGACGACCCGCGUGGUGAUCGCGGUGGCGGACAUAAACGAUCAUGGACCCGAAUUCGAGCAAAAAUUCUACACCGUACAGAUCCCGGCCUCGCCGUCGACCGACAAACCCCUGUUCCAGAAAUCGAGGAACCGCUCGCGGGAGUUCGACCUCUCGAUCGAUACGUUACUAGAGAAUGGAACUUGGGAGACAUUUAGCCCCGACAGCUUGUCAGGAGAUCAUAUCUUCAGGGUUCUCGCGAAUGAUAAAGACAUCGGCGAUAAUGGAAAAAUCCAGUACAGCAUCAAGGGCGGUCGGGGCAAGGGCAAGUUCAAAAUCCAUCCAGCCACGGGGAUGGUGUACUCGCAACGGGGCUUCGAGGCUGGACAGGAAUACGAGAUGAUGAUAAGGGCCGCAGACAGCGGCGAGCCGCAGCGCAGUCAUCAAACACGGGUAUCCGUGCAAGUUGUCGAGGUACCAAAGGAAUCGGAGAACCCGCCGGUCUUCAAGACGAACAAUCAAAGCGUCGAAGUCACGGAGAGCGACGAAGUGGGUUUCCUCGUCGCGUUGGUACAAGCCACGGACAAAGACGGCGACUCCUUGUGGUACGAUAUCCUCGACGGCGACAAGCGGGACGAAUUCUUCAUCGGCCGGGACAACGGUAACGUGCUGCUGGCGAAGAGGCUCGACUGGGAGACGCAGAACUUCUACAAUCUCACGAUCGGCGUGACGGAUAGCGUGCACACGGCUGUGACGCAGCUGCUGGUCACGGUGAUCGAUAUCAACGAUCACAGGCCGGAGUUCACGGAGGGCACCUAUCACGUGGACAUCUCGGAGAACGUCGAGAAGGGCGAGAGGAUUUUGCAGUUGCACGCGACCGACGAGGACGAGGACAAGAAGGUCUUCUACAGCCUUCAUGCUGCCCAGAAUCAGGCGUCUUUGGAGAUCUUUCGCGUGGACUCUGUGACCGGAACCGUGACCUUGAACGAGGUUCUGGAUCGAGAGACAAUCGAGGAACAUGUGCUGACCGUGAUGGUGAAGGACCAAGGUACACCGGCUAAACGGAACUACGCCCGAGUGAUAGUAACUGUUCACGAUCACAACGACCACGCCCCGGAGUUCACCAGCGAGAUCAUUCAAGGAAAGGUGUUCGAAACAUCACCGAUAGGCGCUGCUGUGGUCCAAGUCUACGCCAUCGACAGGGACAGAGGCGAAAACGCAAGGAUCACGUACUCCAUCACAUCUGGAAACGUGGGGAACAUGUUCUCCAUUGAUCCCGAACUUGGUCUCAUCCGAGUAGCUCGUGAACUUGAUCUGAGCAUCUCGUCGGAGUAUAUAUUGCUAGUGAAGGCCACGGAUCACGGUUCUCCAGCGUUGACCAACACCGUUCCAGUCCACGUAAUGGUCACCAUGGCCGACAAUGCCCCGCCUCGUUUCAUCCAAAAGGAACUGUCCGCGGAGAUUUAUGAGAACCAACAGUUAGGUACCUACGUGAAGCACGUAGAGGCAAGAAGUACCUCCUCGUUACAGUUCGAGCUCGUCGAUGGGAAUAAGGACGACACGUUCUUCGUGAACCCUAGCACAGGCAUCAUAGUGAUCAAGAAUGAACUGGACUACGAGAAAACGAAGUUUUACAACCUGACGGUGGCCGCUACCAACAUGGCUGGCGCCAGGGCUACCAGCAACGUGAUCGUCCAUGUUCUCGAUCGGAAUGACAAUGCUCCAAGCUUUCUGCAAGCCACGUACAGCGGCGAAAUCAGCGAAGGAGCUAGCAUAGGAUCCUUGGUACUGACUAAUGCCAGUAUACCGUUGGUGAUAAAGGCUGAAGAUGCUGACUCAGAGUUGAACGCACUCUUAAAUUACGAUAUUGUGGAGGAUCUGCCGCGGAAGUACUUUCACAUCGACUCUAGCACCGGCGCUAUUAGGACCGUGAUGAUACUGGAUCACGAAAGCAUACCCAAAUUCUCGUUUCACGUGAAAGUGUCCGAUUUGGGGAAGCCGAAACUCUCGUCCGAGACCACUGCCAAGGUGGUGAUAAUCGUCACCGAUGUGAACGACUGUCCACCCAAGUUCCUGGAGAACGAUUACAACACCACCCUACUGUUGCCUACCUACAAAAAUGUCGCGGUUGUCAAAGUCAGCGCUGUAGAUCCUGACAGCUCCGAAGGUGUCCCGCUCAGGUACGAUAUCAUCGACGGGAACAAGGGGCACACGUUCGACAUAGGCGCUCAGACUGGCAUCAUCACGGUUUAUAAUCCGGAACGUAUGAAGAAAACUUACCUGCUACGUGUUCGUGUCUCCGACGGGAAGUACUCGAGCGUCGCCCAGGUAAAUGUGUUGGUCGAGAAGUCGGAGAACUCGGGUCUGGUGUUCCAGCAGGACGUGUACGAGGGAACGAUCCCGGAGAACUCGACGCGUAUCACGACCGUCGCGGUCGUGAACGUUCUCGGGAGCGCUCUGAACGAGCACAUUGUCUUCGGUAUACUGAACCCGACGGACAUGUUUGUAAUUGGAUCGACGUCCGGCGCGAUCCGCACCACGGGGAUUCGAUUCGACCGUGAAGUUUGCGACCAUUACGAGCUGAUCGUGGAGGCGAAGAGCCAGAUGCCGGACAGGGAGAAGCCGAGGGUCGCGCACGUGAUCGUUAACGUCACCAUACUGGACAUCAACGACAAUUGCCCGAUGUUCGUCAAUCUACCAUAUUACUCGGUGGUCUCGGUCGACGCUCAGAAGGGCGCAGUUAUCACGAAAGUGCACGCAGUGGACAUGGACAGCGGUGACAACGGCGAAGUUCGGUACGAAUUGAAGAAAGGUCACGGAGAAUUGUUCAAAGUGUGCCGGAAGACCGGGGAGAUCACUCUGAAGCAGAAUCUGGAGGGUCACAAUCGCGAAUAUCAGCUCACGAUCGCUGCGUACGACGGCGGUACAACACCUUGCUCGAUCGAGGUGCCGGUGAACGUGAAGGUGAUAGAUCGCUCGAUGCCAGUGUUCGACAAGCAAUUUUACACGGACAGCGUGCUGGAGAGUAUCGAGGUGCACUCCCCACUGGCUUUGUCCAUUCAGGCUGAGUCACCUCUGAACCGGAAGCUCAUAUACAGCAUAACGAAGGGCAACGAUUUCGAAGAGUUUGCCCUGGACUUCAAUACAGCCCCCGACAGUAACAAUGGUCCUUGUGUAAUCUAUGUGGUGGAUGAGCUGGAUUACGAACAGAAGAAACAAUACGAGCUGACGGUCCGCGCGACUGACAGCGUGUCCGGCGUCUACGCCGAGGUGCUGGUCAGCAUUCUCGUGCUAGACGUGAACGAUUGCCCGCCGGAAUUCACUCAGGACUCGUACAACAUAUCCGUGUCGGAGGCGGCCUCGUUCGGCACUUCUGUGCUGAAAGUCAGCUCGAGGGACAACGACACCGGAAUAAACCAGCAGGUCCGUUACGCGAUCCAAAACGACACGGAGAACAGCACAGAUCUUUUUCACAUCGAUCCAGAGGAGGGUGUGAUAUUCCUGAAAAGAUCGUUGGACCACGAGUCGCACGAGUCCCACCACUUCACGGUGAUCGCGAUCGAUCGCGGCAUGCCGAGUCUCUCGAGCACCGCGCACGUGUGGGUGACCGUCAUCGACAUGAACGACAACCCACCCAAGUUCGAGCAGCCCUCGUACACGUGUUCCCUAUCCGAGCACGCGGAAAGAGGUCAAUUCGUGACGGUGGUGUCCGCGAGCGAUCCCGAUUACGUCGACGAGAAGCUUACGUACACGAUCGUGGGUGGCAAUGAGCAACAAACGUACAACAUCGACCAGUCGACAGGGAUCAUUUCGUUGAUCAACAUGCAGAACUUCGGCGAGAAGAAGCUCAGCAUGCUGAACGUGUCGGUGACCGACAACGUAUACACGAGUUUCACCCGCGUGAAGAUCGAGAUAUUGCCCGCGAACAGGCACAAUCCAAAGUUCCCGAACCCUGUGGUCGAGGUCACGGUUUUCGAAAAUCAAAUGCCUGGCCGUCUGGUGACCAGUGUGAUCGCUACAGAUGAGGAUUUUGGUGACUACGGCACGGUGAUAUACACGAUCGCCUCGAAUAUGAUGAAAGAGAUCUUCGAUAUAAAUCGAUUGACCGGCGAGAUCGUUACGAGAAAGAAAUUGGACCGGGAGGAACAGAAGCUGUACGAGAUACCGGUGAUGGCUACCGAUGGAGGUGGUAGAUCGGGAUUCGUGAUGGUCAGGGUCAAGGUUGGCGAUGAAAAUGAUAACUCGCCCAUGUUUCUUCUGAGAGAGUACAAAGCUAGUAUACACGGGAAUUUGACGUUGAAUACUCCGUUUAUGAAGGUGAAGGCUCAGGACGCCGAUGAGGAUGACGCCGCGAGGAUCGUUUACUCGAUAUACGAGCCACAGACGUCGGAGGCGAAGACUCUGUUCGGUAUAAAUCCGAAUACCGGGUCGCUGUUCCUGCAAAAGAGUGGUAUACCGUGGGAAAAUCAAUUGUUCGAAAUGUUCAUCCGAGCAGAAGACAAAGGAACAACGACACAUCACGCGGACGUUCCUCUCAGCGUCUACAUCAUGGGCACGCAAGACAUUCCCCCUCUGUUCGAGAGAAAAGAGGAUAAAUUCUUCAUAUCAGAGGCGUCCGCCGUCGGCACGCCGAUAACGAGGCUAAGAACCGUGACCAACAGCACUGUGUCUUACAGAAUCGUUUCCGGGGACGAGAAUUCGCCUCAAUUCACGAUCGACUCCCACGGUCAAAUCACACUUGCGAGACCGCUGGACCGGGAAUUGAAAGAUAGCCAUCUGAUCGGGGUCCUCGCUGAAACUGAUUCCAGUCCCCCGUUAACAGCCCUCGCGGAGAUAUCCCUCCAAGUGUUAGAUGAAAAUGAUCACGCGCCGCAGUUCGAGAGCAACCCCUAUAGCAUCAGUUUGGCGGAGAACAUAGAGGAGGGAACGUCGAUUCUAAAAAUAAUCGCGCACGACGACGAUCUGGGAAGCAACGGGGAGGUUCGUUAUUCGUUUGGCUCGGAUAUAGGCGAACUGGCGAAUGUCUUCGCGGUGGACGCUUACACUGGUUGGAUAUCAACAUUGGUGCAGCUUGACAAAGAAAAACAACCGGAGUAUAAGUUCCAAGUGGUCGCCACAGACAACGGAAGCCCAAAACAUUUCGCCAGAACGUCCGUUCACGUGAAGCUCAAGGACUACAACGACAACGCUCCAGCGUUCGUCGACGAUCGCUACAAAGCCACCGUGGACGAGGACGCUCUACCAGGAACGGUGGUGGUCAAGCUGGUCACGGUCGACAAGGAUUCGGACGUCAACACACCGAUCGAAUUCUACAUAACUUCCGGGGACUCGAGAUCGCAGUUUCAGAUACGAUCGACCGGCGAGGUAUACGUGGCAAAGUCCCUGGACCGGGAAACUAUCGAUCGUUACGAGCUCGAAAUCGUGGGAACCGACGGGAAAUAUGUCUUCAAGACCCGAGUAACCGUUCAAGUUCUCGAUGUAAACGACAAUCCACCGUAUUGCCUCAGAUAUCGUUAUAGAGAGAUCCUAUCGGAGGGAUCGCACCCGGGUACCUACAUCCUGACCGUAUUGGCCACCGAUUACGACGACGAGCCCAACGCUAAACUACGUUUCUAUUUAACCGGCGACAAUAAUGACAAAUUCUCCCUGGACAAGGAGACUGGCGUCCUGAAGACCGUCGGUCAGCUGGAUCGUGAAAGCCAAGCGAAAUACUCUCUCACCGCUCAUGUACAGGACCGUGAUAAGCCAUCUUGGGAGUGCUCGUCCCAGUUAGAGAUCUUGAUAUCCGAUCUGAACGAUAACGCCCCGAAAUUCACCAUGCAAACGUACAGCGCCACGCUGAAGGAAGACGUCGAGGUAGGCACCUUGGUGACCAAGGUACACGCCACCGACGACGACAUUGGCAUUAAUCGGAAGAUCAGAUACGAGUUCAUCGAUUCCGCUGACGGUCAUUUCCAUGUAGCCGCGGACAGCGGUAUAGUCACUCUGGGAAAACCAUUGGAUAGAGAGACCAAGGCGAUGUACAACGUCACCAUACAAGCGUUGGACCAGGGGACACCACAGCUGACGAGCGUGACCUCGCUGAUCCUCAAUGUGCAGGACAUCAAUGACAAUCCACCGGAGUUUGCGUCCAAGGUUUAUUUCUCGAAGGUGCCAGAGAUCUACGCGGUUGGCACAGAGGUGGCCAGGGUUCUCGCGACAUCGAAAGAUACUGGAGUGAACGCGGAUGUUUAUUAUUCGAUCGUAGGCGGAAACGAGCACAAGAAGUUUCAGAUUGACGCGCGAACCGGCGUGCUCACGAUCGCGGAACAGUUGGAUUAUGAACGCGCGAGGGAUUACUUUUUGACUAUUCAGGCUAUUGACGGUGGUAUUCCGCCUUUGAGUAAUCAUGCGACUGUGAAUAUUACGGUGAUCGAUAGCAACGACAACGCACCUGUCUUCAGCGAAGUGUCCUACAGGGCUUCUGUAAAGGAGGACGCCAAGAUUGGAGAGAAAGUUACGCAGGUAUUUGCGAAUGACUUGGACAGCGAAGAGAACGGGAACGUCUCGUACUACAUAGAACGAGGUGACAGACAGAAGCAAUUCUCGAUCGAUCAGAACACGGGACAAAUUUUCGUUGCUGCGCCACUGGAUCGCGAAGAAACCUCUAAUUACGUAUUGGAAGUGCACGCCCGUGACAGUGGUAUACCAAUGCUCUCCAGCUUCGUAAUGGUAAAUAUCGAGAUUGUAGAUGCAAACGACAAUCCACCGUUGUUCUCACUCACGAAUUACACCGCGGUGGUGCAAGAGGACAAGGCGUUAGGCCACACUGUCCUGCAAUUCGUAGUCACCGAUGCUGAUGUCGAGCCAAAUGCUGAUCCGUACACGUUCGAUUUCCGUUCCGGCAACGAGGGCGAUGCUUUCCGUUUAGAACAGGACGGUACGCUGCGAACAGCAACAAAGUUCAACAGCAGAGUGAAAGACAAAUACGUGUUGCACAUACGUGUCUUUGACAACGGAAGUCCACCCCUUUAUUCGGACGCGUGGGUCGUGAUCAAAGUGAUCGAGGAAUCUCAAUAUCCACCGGUAAUUACACCACUGGAAAUAGUCGUUAAUUCGUACAUGGACGAGUACCCGGGCGGUACCAUUGGAAAAAUCCAUGCAUCCGAUCAGGAUCAAUACGACACUCUUCAGUACAGUUUGGUACCGUCAUCGCCAAUACCGAAUAAUCUCUUCCAAGUUGACAAGGUCGAUGGAACCCUGGUGGCCCUUCCUCGACUCGACGUCGGAGAAUAUAGAGUGAACGUCAGUGUAACCGACGGCAAGUUCUAUUCGUACUCUCUCGUCAAGGUGAACGUAGAUCUUGUGACCGAGAAAAUGUUAGAGAACUCCGUAAUCGUUCGAUUUAGGGAAGUCAGUCCCGAAGACUUUAUUCUGAGCCAUCGUAAAGGAUUCCUCAGGACCGUUCGCCACGCAACAGCUUGCAGGCCAAAGGACAUCAUUAUCAUCAGCGUUCAGCCAUCCACUGACGAAGCGAAUCUAAUUAAAUCGAGAGCUAUUCGUCAAGCUGUGCAUAAUGACCUGGAUCUUCUAUUCGCAGUAAAGAAACCUGGGACUGGCUUGGGUUCAACGGGAUUCUUUCCUUCGGAGAGCAUUCGAGAAGCUCUGAACCAGCGUAUCGAGGAGCUCGAAGAGUCCACAAAGCUAGUAGUCGAAGAGAUCGUUAGAUUCAAGUGCAAUAAAGGUUAUUGCGUCUACGGAGACUGCCACGACAAGAUUAUUCUUGAUGUGGCACAUAUAACACCUGUCGCCACGGAUGUAAUGAGCUUCGUGUCCCCUAGACAUAAACAUAAGCUCGAGUGCAGUUGUAAGGAAGGCUAUGCUGGUAAUCAUUGCGAGAUGGUGGUUAACGAGUGCGCCAGAGAUCCUUGUCCGCUGUUUAAGGUCUGCGUGCCGGACUCCUCUGUUCAGGGCUACUCCUGUCAGUGUCCCGAAGGCUUCGCCGGUCAGACCUGCGACAUAGACAUCUCUAAAUGCCACGACGAAUCGUGUUACAUUCCAAGGAACCCAAUAUCCUUCAGUGGGAAGAGUUACGCCCGCUACAAGAUCGACAAAACCCUCAUCAGACAGACCAUUGAAGAUCGCCUGAGUUUGUCCCUGAGGAUCAGAACGGUACAACUAACAGGAAACCUAAUGUACGCAGCUGGUAAAGUGGACUACAAUAUCCUCGAGGUUGUCAACGGAGUAGUACAAUAUAAAUUCGACCUGGGAAGCGGAGAGGGUCUAGUUCGGGCGAGCAGCAUGUACGUGAGCGACGGACAGUGGCACGAGAUCCAACUGGAGAGAGAAAGUAACAGCACCAGGUUGACCGUGGAUGGAAAACACUUGGCUCAUGGAUCAGCGCCUGGUAACAACGGCAUCUUAAAUCUCCAGUCGGAUGAUCUCUAUUUGGGUGCGGAAGUGAGGCAACAUCCAUCGGUCUUAGGAUUCGAAGAUGUUCAGCGUGGUUUCAUUGGGUGUAUGGAUGACGUAAGGAUCGCCAGAGUGUCUGUGCCCCUGCACAUGAGCGGUGCGAACAGUGUGGCUGUCCUGAAACGCUUUGCCAACGUUGAGUUCAGUUGCGAUGCUACUACCGUUCUGGUACCACCUGGGAUUUGUGGCUCUCAACCCUGUCAGAAUGGUGGCACCUGCAAAGAUUCCGGUGGCGACACCUACGAGUGCCAGUGUCAUAGCAGAUUCGCGGGUAUAGCCUGCGAAGUAGACACCGAUCCCUGUGCAUCUUCGCCGUGUCUUUACGGGGGACGUUGCAAAGUCGUGCCCGAGGGUGGCGACUACACUUGCGAAUGCGUAGGGCCGAGUCUAAGCGGCAAACGAUGCGAGGUUGGACGAUAUUGCAGCCCUAAUCCCUGCGUUCACGGCGAAGACUGCGAGGAAGGUAACAGCGGGCCGAUAUGCAAAUGCCAAGGUUUCAUGGGCGAGCGUUGCGAGACUGACGUGAACGAAUGCGACGCGAGCCCGUGCACGAACGGCGGCACCUGUGUCAACGAGAUCGGGACAUACAGAUGCAUCUGUCCGCCGAACAUGAUCGGCCUGACCUGCGGAAAUCCAGCUUACUCGACACCGAUCAUAUCGAAUCACUUCAACAUCACCUGGGAGCAACUGAUGUGGAUAGGCAUCGCAGUGGUUCUGAACGUGUUCCUGAUCAUCGUAUUCGUCGCGUUCAGGAAAAUCCGAAUGAAGCGCACCAGGGCCAGGGCGAACAACAUCAACAACGAGACCAGAAAGCAGAUCGUACUGAACUCGGCUAGGCCACACGAGCACGAAUUCAAACGAAGUUCGAAAUUGAGCAACCUGGAAGUUAUACAGAGAGAACCCCCCCAAUGUCCCCCCAGACCCGCGUCCUACACUCCCAGCUCGAACAACGAGCCGGCCGCGUACGGUAACUCGGCGGCCGUCGCUCUAAAUAAUCUGGACACACUGCGCAGCUACGGUAGCGCCGGCGACGAGUUAGAAAAUUUCCCGCCAGAUUAUUUACGAAACCUGAACCGUUCCACACCUGUCCCACCUGCGUCCUUAACUCUCGCGAACCCGGUCGGCGGAAACGCUACAGGCAGCGACACGGAUAGCCUUCAUAAGCCGACCUGGCAAGAACAGAUGCAACUAGCCUCGUUCAUCACGGACACGACCAAGAUCAAGAACGACCUGAAACGAGCGAGCCCAGUGGUACCGGAGCUGACCACUGGAGGACUUCUACUAAAUUCUUCUCGACGCGUGCCUCAUGGAGGUGGGACCUCCGUGACCUCCAUGACGUCCAUCGAGGAUGAUCCUCGUAUUGUCGGUGGGUAUCACUGGGACUGUUCAGACUGGGUCAGGCCAAGUCAAAACCCCCUACCUAACAUCACGGAGGUACCCGGAAGCGAAGUUCCAGACUCGUCCAGCUUCCACAGCAAUGAGAGUAACGAAUCAAACACUCAUCAGCUACCGUCGGUGCACGGCUCUGUAGAUCCCACGAGGGACAUCGAAACCCUGAACGAAGACCAAGAGUCCGAGUAUGUCGGUGACUCGGAAUGCGGGACCGAGUUCUCGGAGCAAUAUCACUGCACGGAAACGCAACGUUUGAACCCGUUGGACAGCGGCGGCGAGGGUGAAUACAAAUACAAAGGUUCCGAGAGUUAUCUCCGUCAUCCGAACACGUAUCUGCCGCAUUACAACAUCCACACGGACACGGAGAACGAGACGAAUCCAUUGAACGGUCGUCUCAGCACGCUCGAAUCGGACGAGGAGGAAGACGACGUAGUGCCUUAUGGUUUCCCGAGCACCCGACGGAACCGAUGUCACAAGGGCGACGACGCCGAUGAGAUCGGCUCGGUGAUCACCACCCUCGAGGAACGUAACUCGUUGCUAGGUGGCGCGACAAGCAACAGCGAUUUGUCCACGAAUCUAUGCGAGAUCGACGAUUCCGAGUACGAGAUCGCCGAGCAGAAGAGCAACGGCCGUCUGUGGUUGUCGGGGAACGGUAUCACGCAGACCUCGGUGUGACAUACAGUGGUGGUGGUGAUGGCGCCGUUUCAGAG